Hypomesus transpacificus is the source of this 1787-nucleotide messenger RNA. RefSeq lists its product as uncharacterized. NCBI's taxonomy places the organism in Eukaryota, Metazoa, Chordata, Actinopteri, Osmeriformes, Osmeridae. Bases 172 to 1089 code for a protein of 305 amino acids. The record is from RefSeq and is a predicted model, not a curated record. The transcript has 5 exons.
UUGUCAAUCAAUGGAGUAGUAAGACCCUGUAGGCGUUUGUUUUCAAGCCUUAAACAGGAAGAGGAGACGUGUGUGUGUGUGUGUGUGUCUGCAUGUGUGGGCUGACACAGACACAGAAAGCGUUUGACUGACAUACAGCUCUGUGUCCUUUUGGUUGAGUGUGAAUUCAGUAUGCUGUAUAUAAUCCCUUUACUUCUUAUACUCAGAUUCACUACAUCAUCAGAUGCCGUUAUCAAAGCCAUGCAAGGCCAUCCUGUCUACAUCCCCUGCCCCUCAUCCUUUGCAUUUAAAGACUACGUGAAAUUUCAAUGGAGAACAAAUGGGACCUUAUUCUGCGUUUAUGAAGUGCAAGACAACAUCACUACAAAAGGAUUUUGUCCAUCACGGUUUGACAUACUAAGACAUCCUGGCAAGUUUUAUAUUACAGACCCUAAGGUUUCAGAUUCUGGUCAAUACAACUGCUCAAUAACAAGAGUCAUACCACCACCAUUCUCUGAUGAAUUUCACAUUGUGGAUCUUCAAGUUGAAGAUCUGGUCCUGACGAUGCACAACCAAAAUUCGUCUUGUAUACUGCUUCUUUGCACUCUGGAGGGCCUCCACACCCAAGAUGUCAACUUCACCUGGUUCAGACAGGGUCAGGGGUCACUGGAACCUUUGUCAGUCAAUCACAGUUCCAAACUUCGCAGCUCCGUUCUCCUGUGCCAAGCAGAGUGGAGAGAGGGAGACCGCUUCAUCUGCAAAGUCAACAUCUCCAUUAACAGUGGACUGAAUAAGAGUAUCACCCUCCCCCACAGUGAUAUAGGAACCCAAAAGAACAACACAAUCAUUAUCACUGUGAGCAUCUUGGGUGGGCUUGUGGCCAUCGCAGCCAUCUGCAUCUGUGUUUACAAAUGGGAGAUCAUUCACCUGCCGGUGACUGCUACGGCCCAGGAGUCUGACCAUGGUGCCUGCUCUGGGAAUGCAUCACACUCUUCACUAGGAGACUAUCAGCAAAUCUUUGAGUAUUCUGUACAAGGUUUACCAGAGUUCAGAGAGGAACACCCAGGUGUAUGGCGGGCUGUACUAGUAGUUAUACUGGAGAUAAAAUAGAUAAAACAAAAUAGGGAAGGAGUGAACAGUCAUGAAUAGAGCAUUCUUUCAGCAGUUUAAAAUAUUAGCCCAUACCACAACAUUAAUUCUGAGUCAUUAGUUCAGUGUGGUAAUGUUUCGUAUAGAUCAGGGGUGGAGUGUUAGACUGCAAAUCAGUCCUCCAUAUAAUCUUUGGAUAAAAGGGUUAGAGGAAGCCUUUAGUCUGAAGGGUUAGGGUUAGAGAAAGCCUUUAGUGUGAAGGUGAUUUGCCUCACCUGUGUUGCUUGUGGCCGUGAUUAAAACAUUCACUUCACGCAGAGGAUUUAUCAUUAAAUACCAUUACCAACCUAACUAUGAUAGAGGAGGAAUUUCCUCAAGGGGGUCAAAACAAAAACUGUAGGACUACAGAGGGAGGUAGGAUACAAUUAAGUUUAAUACUGUGGAACCAUAGUGUCUGUAUGCAUGUCAAGCAACACCUUGAAUUGAGUUGUGGCAGUCACGUUCCUUUCGUGGUCAAAGAGUUAUUAUAAUUUCAGAAAGGUGUGAAUACAUAAGCUCACAUGCCUCAAGUAAAAACAAUCAGCUUGUUCUUUGUUCCUGUCAAGCAAGUAACCUGAAUUAAAAGCUAAAAUAAAGCACUGGUUAAUGCUAAUUGGGUGUGCUUUGCGUUCGGCAAGGGCCCAACCUUUGUUCUCUCACAUGUACUAUUGUGUUUUCCU